Molecule: messenger RNA, 2022 nt
Organism: Poeciliopsis prolifica (blackstripe livebearer)
Lineage: Eukaryota; Metazoa; Chordata; Actinopteri; Cyprinodontiformes; Poeciliidae
Exons: 7
Coding region: 1-870 (289 amino acids)
Source: RefSeq, a predicted model, not a curated record
AUGCCUGAAUCCUUGGAUCUCAUCACCAACAAUAAACCAUCAAAAUACCAGAGGAAACAUGAAAACGCUGCUGUACAGGAAGAUCUUCUGCAGGAAAACUGUGGAGAAGGAAACGUUCUGGUAGAAACUAAGGAGGAUUCAGCUGCAAACGGACGAUACAGCAUUGAAUAUGUCAGAGGUCAAGUGCCAAACAUUUACAGCUUAUUGGUGAAGAUCUCAGGCCUGACUGGGUCGGACUCGGGUCGGUACCGAUGUGGUUUGGGAAUCCUACCAGGAUUUCACUCUCAGUGUUUCAGGAGUUUCAACUUCCAGACCAUCAACCAGUUGGAGCUCCAGUUCAGAAGUUUUACACCUUCAGUUUCCUCUGGAAUCACCAGCCAGUCGGUUCCAACCCAAGAGAACCCAACAACAUCUGACUGUUCUCCUUCCCAAACCGCUGCAGAUGUUCAGCUGUUUGUGCUUCCAGUGCUGGCCGUCACCGCCGCCCUGCUGGCUGCGAUGAUGAUGAUGAAGGUUUUCUGCAGAAGAUCAAAGAAACCUCAAACAGAUUCUGCUGUGGAAAUGCAUCAAAGUCCUGCUGCCUGUGAGACGACCAGAAUCGAUGAUGACGAUGAUGUCAGAGAGGAAGACGGGCGGUGGAGAUCUGCUGACGUGGAGAUCUACGUGGCGUACAUUGACGCCAUCAGCAGCUCUGUGACUGCAGCUGCUCAGCAGCGCCAAGCUCCAGAUGAUCAAGAGGAUGAUGAAGCUGAGGUGAAUUUCUCCAGCAGACUGUUGGACUCGGCUCUCAGAGCCGCUGGAGGCUGCAGCAGUGACGUCCUCUACUCCGUUAUCCGCCAGGACGAGCUGCUCUACUCAAACAUUUUCUAAUCUGCUCCCAUUUGUUCAGAUGAUUUUUAUUUUAUGUUAACAAACUGACUGGUUUUACACCAACUGAAGCUGAAGGUCUGGAUAAAUUUCAACUGCAGAAAAUAUCCAUUUCAAAGUCUAAACUAUCAGUUUUCAGUCGUUCCUUGGAGGAAAUCCUGAUUCAUUUGACAUGUGGUUGUGCACCUGUCUGUCCAGGAGUUACGUGAGUUUUGUUGUUUGUCUUUUUCUUUGGAUGUUGUUCUUCUGUACGAUGAUUCAGAUGCACCCAAAGUCAAAUCCAUCUACUGUAAUAUUUUUAAAGAGUCAAGUUAUAACGGUAUCUCCUGUUUACUAAUGAGAUCAGCUAAAUAUCUUUUAUUUCAUAAUGUGUCUUAAAGCUGCUCCACAGCAGGAAGUGUCCAGCAUGUUUUCUUUGUUUCAUUGAUCUCAGUCUCAUCUGACUGAGAUCAAUCUGCAGCUUUCUGCAGAACAUUUCACCAAACGUCACAGAGUUUCUGCUUCUGGUGGCAUCAUGGAGGAUCAACGUCUUCAUCAUAUGAGUCACAUUAGCGACACCUGCUGGAUCUGAACCGUCAUUGCAGGUGGUGUGAUCUGCUGUGGACAAGAGAUGAAUGGACUCAGCUGACUGCAUGUUGGCUGCAUGUUGGCUGCAUGUUGGCUGCAUGUUGGCUGCAUGUUGGCUGCAUGUUGGCUGCAUGGACUCACACCUGAGCACAGUCUGUACAGACAGAUCAACCUAACAGUCCCAUUAGGGUCAAAGGUCAGACAGCAGCAAGCCCGGAAAGUCACGUUUAUUUGUAUAAAACAUUUCAGCAACAGAAAGUUCAAGAUGCUUUACGUCAUAAAAACAUAAUACAGUAAUUAACUAUGAAUAUCAUCAUCAAACAAAUAUAUCAAUCAAUGUUCCAUUGAUUACUAAUAAAUUCAGCUCUAAGCAGGUGGGAUUACAGCUUUGAGUUAAAGGAGCUCAGUGAAAAACACACAAAUGACAUUGUAACAUAACCAAAAUGUUUGCAGAAUAUUUCUGAAUAAAUUUAUGAAAGAUUAAAUGUAUCAAACUGUUUUGUAGAAACAGUUGCUGUUAUUUCAUUGUUUAAGUUAUUCCAUAUUUCAACUGUUUAAAACUGAUUUGGGGCAAAAAUUAUGAUGGUU